Messenger RNA from Sphaeroforma arctica JP610, 288 nucleotides. RefSeq lists its product as hypothetical. The annotation marks the transcript as partial. The record is from RefSeq and is a predicted model, not a curated record. Lineage: Eukaryota; Ichthyosporea; Ichthyophonida. The transcript has a single exon.
AUGAACACUGUCAGUAGUGCAACGCCUAGUACACGUACAGGCCGACACGACACAUCAGCUGGUACUAACAUUGGCACAAACGAUACUACAACUAGUGAGCACAGUGCAGAAAAGCAGUCGAACAGCAAUGUAAGCGGUGGCAAUCAUACACAAACACAGGCACCCGCACGGGGUGCGAGAAGUAGUAGGAACAAAACUGAUGAGACUAAAAGGAAUGGGAAUGGGAGUGGUGGUAGUGGCCGUGGGUCCAACAGACAUGCCCCAAGGGAAGGCACUGAGUCUCGCAAG